AUGAUGCACCACGGUCCACGCCAGUCACUCUAUCCGCCCUCGUCGGCCGCGCAGCAGUCGUCGAUCCUCUCCAGCCUGCACAGCUGCGUCGCUUCCACCCAGAGGAGCGUCGACUGCCUCGGAGACUCGAUCGAGAUCCUAUCGCAGGCCACUGAAGACUUUCCCAGGCUCAAGGUCGUCCUCUCGAACCGAAGGUACCACGACCUACUUUCGGAGCGAGACAUCCACCAGGCGCGGAGCCACAUUUCGUCCGAGGUGCUGCCGCACAUCAACCAGCUCGUCACGCUCGCCUCGUCGGAGCUGGAGAAGCUGGAGCGCAAGGCGCAGGCGCUGCGCAACAAGACGGCCGCCCAAGAGGCCCGGCUGGCCAGCCUGGCAGAGACCAAGAGCCUCGAAGGGCGCGAGGCCGAGGCGGCCAGGAAGAGGAGCGGGAUGGCAGCGAGCUCCCAAUCGUCGCUCACCGGGCAACGUGGAUCGGCAACACCAUCGGCGGCAGGGGCCGGCAGGGGCGAUAACGACGAGCAAGAGCAGCAGGAGCUCGUGCGGAGCCAACGGAGGACCCUCGACGCAAAGAGAAAGAGGCGGAUGCAGCUGAUGCGCCUCGUGGAGCGGCUCGAGAAUGGCGAGAGGGUCGACGUCGACGCCGAGCUGGCCAGGACGCAGAGGUCCGCCGAUGACGGACAAGACGAGGGAGGGGAGGAGGAGGAAGAGGAAGAGGAGGAGCUGUGA
Messenger RNA from Pseudozyma flocculosa PF-1, 729 nucleotides. RefSeq lists its product as uncharacterized. Gene Ontology annotation, biological process: attachment of spindle microtubules to kinetochore. The coding region runs from base 1 to 729 and encodes 242 amino acids. The record is from RefSeq and is a predicted model, not a curated record. Gene Ontology annotation, cellular component: spindle microtubule; DASH complex. NCBI's taxonomy places the organism in Eukaryota, Fungi, Basidiomycota, Ustilaginomycetes, Ustilaginales, Ustilaginaceae. The transcript has 3 exons.